Molecule: messenger RNA, 684 nt
Organism: Dentiscutata erythropus
Lineage: Eukaryota; Fungi; Glomeromycota; Glomeromycetes; Diversisporales; Gigasporaceae
Source: the annotation of a GenBank genome assembly
AUGAGUCGAACUAAUUGGUUUAACGUGAUACCUCUCGAAAUUUUUGAUAUGACAUUUUUAUUCUUACUUCAAGAGGCUUUUGAAGCAUCAGAAUGGAAAAAAGAAGGAUAUUUAAUGAUCGAGAAUGAUAUGGGCAAAUUUGAAGAAGUUUAUGUGAAUUUUUGGACCGUAUUUGUACGUUGGGUCAAAUAUCAAAAUAAUUAUGUUGAAUUUGCGAUUAUUGGUCCUAAUAAAUAUUUUACGAGAGACAUUAAUAUCUUUUUUAAAGAAGUGGAAGAUCGAAUUUAUUCAAAUAUUAAAGAUAUUAUGCAAAGGAUAAAGAAAUGUAAAUUUGCAAGUAGAAAUAAAGAAGUUUGCAAUUUAAGAGGGGUUGGUGGUUGUUUUUAUGAAUUUAAAAUGUGCCUUUGGAGUCUUGAGUAUAUUUAUGAUGAAGAGAAUGAAACAUGUUUGUAUUUUAAAGAAUUUCAUAGAUUAUUAAAAGAAGCGAAUUCGUGUGAACAGAUUAGUAAGUUGAUCGAUUUGAUCGAUGAAACUUUGAACUCUUACGGAGAUUAUAGGUUUAAUGAGGAGAUUAAAAAAAAGACUUUAAGAACUUCUUUUGCAAUUCCUGAAAGAGUAUCAUUUGAUUUUUCCAAGUCUUAUCAUGCAUUAAUAGUGCAGAAUAAUAUUCCUGAGGUUCAGUAA